AUGGAAGAGGAAAUGAGUGAAGUCGUACGAUAAUUUAAACCAAAGUUCAGAUCCAUUCACAAAACAUAAAUUGAAGAUGAUUUAAGUGAAAACACUGCAAGUUCAUUGCACUAAAUUGAACUAUUAAGAACUGUUAUAACUAAAAAUGUAUUUAACAUUGUAAGAAUACAAACCAUUGAUGAUAGAUGGAUUGGUAUUUAAUUGAGAGAUACCUACGUAACUUGUGGAUGGUUACUUUCUGAAGUGAUUAGGAAAUUAAGUUAAUUAAGAUUAAAUUAUGAUCCAGCAGACAUUGUUGGAUUUAAGACAAACAAUAUUCAUUUGGAUUAUCACUUGAGUUGUUUGCAUUACAAUUUGCCUAAUUUGAAUGGAGUUCUUCUUAUACCCUAAAUUCGUUAACAAUUAAAAGAGCCAAUUAAUCUUGAUUGGUUUGAAAUUAUCAAGAAAUUAGCAGCUGGGGGUUUCUCAGUAGUUUAUCUAGUAAAGAAUAAGGAGAAUGGAUAAUUUUAUGCUAUGAAGGUUAUUGACAAACGUUUAAUGAUUGAAAGAGACAAAGAAGAAAUGGUAUUCAACGAAAGAUAAAUCUUAACAAGAUUGAAUCAUAGAAGAAUAAUCAAUUUAUAUUGUGCAUUCUAGUCAAAAUCUAAAUUGUAUUUUGUAUUUGAUUAUUGUCCAGGUGGAGAACUCUAUUAUCAUCUUAGGAAAUAGAAACGAUUCAGUGAAGAAUAGGCUAAGUGGUUAUUCAUUCAAAUUUUGGAUGGAUUGCAAUAUUUGCAUUCCCAGAACAUUAUCUAUAGAGAUUUAAAACCAGAGAACAUAUUGAUUGAUUAAGAUGGGUGUCCCAAAUUGGCUGAUUUUGGACUCAGUAAAAUAGUUGACAAUUAAGAACAAUUAAAUUACUCAUUUUGUGGA
Messenger RNA from Paramecium tetraurelia, 912 nucleotides. RefSeq lists its product as uncharacterized. Gene Ontology annotation, biological process: protein phosphorylation. The record is from RefSeq and is a predicted model, not a curated record. Gene Ontology annotation, molecular function: ATP binding; protein serine/threonine kinase activity. NCBI's taxonomy places the organism in Eukaryota, Ciliophora, Oligohymenophorea, Peniculida, Parameciidae. The transcript is spliced from 2 exons. The annotation marks the transcript as partial.